Condylura cristata (star-nosed mole) is the source of this 1355-nucleotide messenger RNA. It is a transcript of the gene ZFPL1, whose product is annotated as zinc finger protein-like 1. Gene Ontology annotation, cellular component: Golgi apparatus. NCBI's taxonomy places the organism in Eukaryota, Metazoa, Chordata, Mammalia, Eulipotyphla, Talpidae. The record is from RefSeq and is a predicted model, not a curated record. Bases 159 to 1094 code for a protein of 311 amino acids. The transcript is spliced from 8 exons.
GAGACGUGGCAGCGGAGGGAUAAUCGGAGCGGCUGGAGCUGGAAGCGGAGCGUAGCUCGACUGAGCGCGGCGUCUGCCCUUCCGCGCUUUGGGUCAGCGCUCGUGCCCGGCAGGACCGGUGCCGCACCCGAUCAGUAACCUGCUGAGGGGGGUCGACCAUGGGGCUUUGCAAGUGCCCCAAGAGGAAGGUGACCAAUCUGUUCUGCUUCGAACACCGGGUCAACGUCUGUGAGCAUUGCCUGGUGGCCAAUCACGCCAAGUGUAUCGUCCAGUCCUACCUGCAGUGGCUCCAAGACAGUGACUACAAUCCCAACUGUCACCUGUGCAACACACCCCUGGCCAACCGGGAGACAACCCGCCUCAUCUGUUAUGAUCUCUUCCACUGGGCCUGCCUCAAUGACCGUGCUGCCCAGCUACCCCGAAACACAGCGCCUGCUGGCUAUCAGUGUCCCAGCUGCAACGGCCCCAUCUUCCCCCCUAACAACCUGGCUGGUCCCGUGGCCUCAGCACUAAGAGAGAAGCUAGCAACAGUCAACUGGGCCCGGGCAGGACUGGGCCUUCCUCUGAUCGAUGAGGUGGUAAGCCCGGAGCCCGAGCUCAACACCUCGGAUUUCUCGGACUGGUCCAGCUUUACUGCCAACAGCAGCCCCGAACAAGAGGAGAUGGCCAGCGCCUCUGCUGCCCCAGCCUUCUACAGCCAAGCCCCUCAGCCCCCCUCCUCCCCCAGCCGGCCCGAGCAGCACAUGGUGAUCCACAUGGGCAGUGCCGAGCCCUUGACUCACGCCUCGGCCCCAAGGAAGGUGUACGACACGCGGGACGAUGACCGGGCGACGGGCCUCCACGGCGACUGUGAUGACGACAAGUACCGCCGCCGGCCGGCGCUUGGCUGGCUGGCCCAGCUGCUCAGGAGCCGGGCGGGGUCUCGGAAGCGGCCGCUGACCCUGCUUCAGCGCGCGGGGCUGCUGCUGCUGCUGGGGCUGCUGGGCUUCCUGGCCCUCCUCGCCCUCAUGUCUCGCCUGGGCCGGGCUGCGGCUGACAGCGACCCCAACCUGGACCCGCUCAUGAACCCUCACAUCCGCGUGGGCCCCUCCUGAGGCCCUGCUCUGUCUGGACAGCUGAGGACCUGGGGCCGGAGAAGGGGAGGUGGGGAAAUGGGGACCCUGCUCCUCUGUUCUUUCCAACCUGAGACACUAAGAGCCCAGACCUAAAGCCGAGUCCCGAGCGGAUGCAGACUGGGCUUGGAGGCCCUGCAGAUCAAGCGUCUGUCUUGACUGGCAUCUCCUGGGUCUCUAGCCUUCCAUCCCCCCACCCGAUGAGGGAGCUGACAGGUGGAAAUAAACAAGAGACUUUAUUAA